Molecule: messenger RNA, 2333 nt
Organism: Paramacrobiotus metropolitanus
Lineage: Eukaryota; Metazoa; Tardigrada; Eutardigrada; Parachela; Macrobiotidae
Product: pikachurin-like
Exons: 10
Coding region: 377-2053 (558 amino acids)
Molecular function (GO): calcium ion binding
Source: RefSeq, a predicted model, not a curated record
GCAGAUGCCACGCCACCCUUUCCACUGCGUAACCGGACUGCUUGACAGACUGAUCCAGCCAACACAGCCAUUCCAGCGCCGCUGACUCACGUAUACACUCGCUCCCGGUUCAUUUCCGCACCCACGCGCGAUAUAUACCGCGCUGUUUUAUCUAUACAGCACACAACAACUCCCACACGGCUGCGCGGAUAUUCAUCGGCUGUCACGACAAUUGCUCAUUUACGCGCAGCACUAAGCGCAAGCAAUAUUUAUUUCCUUUCCCGCACGCUACGCGCCUUUCUUCAGCAGACUAAUUGCAGCGAUGAGACGGCGUGCUAAGCUCGCUUUUCUCGGAACGCGGGAUGUAGCGGUGGAUUGUUGAUGAACGUUCGCCACGAUGGAUGUUAUUUACCGGCUGUGGAUUGUGUGGCUCUGCGGCGUCCGGGCGCUGGACACGGAGCCGGUAUUCGAGGCGGCCUUUCAAGGGCAAUGCGAGGACGUCAGCAAUCCAUGCGAGCACGUCUGCACCAACCACAGUCCGCGCACGUACGAAUGCUCCUGCCGCGACGGAUUCCAGCUGGCGCACAACGGCUACGCUUGUCUCGAUCUCGUCAGUCAGGCGGAUACGCCGUCCGCCAGCUCAUUGCGCAAUAGCCUCCCGAUUCCGGAUUCCCUCCACGUUGACGCUGCGCCCGCGCCGGCCAGCAGCAGCAGCUCCCCCUGUGCCAGUAUUGUGUGUGUGGCCGGCGGCGUGUGCGCCGUUGACCGGGUCCACGGCUACCGGUGUCUGUGUCCGUUGGGCCGCGCCGGACAACACUGCGAGCAACAUGUGGUUAUAAAUAAGCCGCGUUUUACCGGCGACUCCUACGCCGUCCUCCCGCUGUCGACCGACUGGGACUACCGGCUGGAUCUGCGGCUGCAGCUGCGGGCGGCCACGGAGAACGGGCUCAUCUUCUACUCGGGCGAGACGCUGCUGGCCGAUCGGAAUUUUAUCCUUCUUGAAUUAGUGGAGGGAUACGUGACGCUGCGGAUGCGUAUGCGACAGCAGUCGGUCAAUUUGCAGAGCCGUUUUAAAGUACCGUUGGGCGACAGUGUGCCGGUACAUGUCGGCCGUCGGAAGAACCUCUUCUUCCUGCGAGUAUCCAACGAGAACAAGAUUGCCACCGUCGUACAGGAAUUACUGGAUGAACGGCUGAAAGCCACGGAGAACAUUUACCUGGGCGGGCUGCCCGAUAUGGACGGGCUGCCGCACGACGCUCUGGUGUCGCGCAGCGGCUUUGUGGGCUGCCUGCUCAGUCUGGAGAGCAACGGGAAGACCUUUCCGUUGGAGCCGCUGCCCUACGGUACCAUCAUUGCCGGCAUCAACCUUGAACGCUGCAUAACGGACGCCUGCGAUGGUGUGCAGUGUCUACACGACGGCCAGUGCAUCGCGGACGAAGACAACAGUCCCCGGUGCGACUGCGUAGUGCCGUACGUGGGCGCCCGUUGCGAAAUCGAUUUGGACAGCCAACUGCCCAUGUUCAACGGGACAUCCUACCUGUUGUACGAUCUCUCCCGCAACAUCUCUCUGGAGGCCUCCACAGAACUGCGCGUCUCCUUCCGGCCAGCGGAUGUGGAGAGCGGCGUACUGCUGCACAUGGGGCGGCAGCGGCGCAGCGCCUUCUCCGACGCAUUACAAAUCCGUCUAGCCGCGGGCCACCUGCAGGUGGCGGUGGAUCUCGGCGAGGGAUACUCUUUAGCGCGAACACAAACGCCACUGCAGCCCGGAGUGUGGUACACAGUCAGCGUCCUGCGCAGCGGCCGCUACCUGCAGUUAAUCGUGGAGAGUGGCGGGGACGGGGCCGACCGGCAGGAAAUAUUGUACAACGGGGCUUUCUCACGGCUGACACUGUCAAGUAACGCCUUUUACAUCGGCGGACUGGAUUAUGACGAUGUGGGCGGGGAUGACGCGCAGCCGUCCUUCCACGGAUGCAUCGAUCUCGACCAGAGUGAAUUCAUGGGAGUGAAAUUAAAGCUGUCCAAAGCGCGCGCCGCUGUUAACCUCCACACUUGCCGCUCCGUGAAUUCCCCGUGAUCCCCGCCAUUCCAUGUCCACAGAAAACAUUCCACGAGUGUUCGCGAUUAAUGCGGCACGCCAAGUUGUUCUUUUUCUUGUUCUGCAAAAGGAUUUUGCACUUGUACAGAGAGAGUUCUAUUGCUUCUUUUUACAGUAAACGCUGCGUAUAGGUUGUUAAGUGGUGGCUGUAUCCGCCUUCUGUAACGUGCUCUUCUUGUCCGUGCGUAAAACUUUCGCGAUAAUAUUAAUUAUUCACCGAUGAAGUUGUUUAAUAAUUACGCGUAUUUAAUAAAUACAG